GAAAAACAAUCGAGUAUUCGUCACCACCAUAAUUUUGUGAAAACAAGUCGUUUUAUUAAAUGUUGGUUCAGAUUAUUUGACUGAUUUCCCGAUAUAACUGUAGGAUGAUGACUUGAAGAUGUACGGACAGAGUUUAGACUAUGAGCAAACAAUUGCCAUAUCUGUUUGAGUCACAGAUGGAUUUGAGUAGUGUGGGUGGGGCCGGCAGUGGAGCUGGGAACCACUCUGCAGUUGAUGCCAAUAUGAGCCUUGGAAUGGCGCCUGGGGGAAAUAUCACCACUACCGGUGCAGAUUUCCCUCCCGCUGUGAUACAGACAGAGAUUUGUCAGUGGAUUCUGUAUGAAGAUAUCAAAGAAACAAGGGUUCGUGUGUGGGAUCUGAUUAUCCUGAUACCCAAUGCUCUGUUCCUCAUGUUUCUGCUGUGGACCAUGAAGCCUGCCAUUUCCCGUCUCCGACAGCUCAGUAGCCCCAUAGUUACAGCCUUCUUCACUCUUGUUUUCAUGGUUUCUGUGAUCAGCGUUCUGCGAUGUGUGGUUGCAAUGACGGUGAAUGCCUCUGUCAUCACUGGUGAUAUCACAGACAAGGUGAUCUGGCUCGUGCUAAGGUUCUUCCUUCUCGCCACAGAAAUCUCUGUCGUUAUUUUUGGUUUGGCAUUUGGUCACCUGGACAGCCAGACGAGUAUCCGGCGUGUGCUACUUGUCACUUUCUUCUUUGCCUUCAUCUACUCCUGCGUCCAGGGCGGCCUGGAGUUUGGCUACCCGGACCCAAAGUUUCACGUGAAUUCGAAGAACUAUGACAUCUUCGCUCACGGAGGCAUGAUCUUCUGGAUGACUAGCUCCAUCUUCUUCUUUAUUGUAUACAGUUUCAUCUAUAUUUUACCAUGGACGAAGUUAAAAGACAGAUUAAAUCUACCUUCGAAGCGUGCAUUCUAUGUGUAUGUGCUGGUGUUGGCGUGUCUGGAUGUGACGCAGGCGGUCGGCAGCUCCCUGCUCUAUGCUGACAUCCUCAAUGGCAUGUGCGUGGUUGACCUGACAACGUACCUGUAUUUCACGUGCUUCCAUCCCCUCGUGUACCUCACCUUUCUGCGGGAAUUCUUCAAGUCAGAGGGGUUGGGCGUGCCACAGUACAAGUACCAGGAGGAUGAGGGGGGUGAGGAAGACAUUGUCUCCCUGCCGUACAACACCCCUCAUGAACCACACUUCCCCGAGGCUGACAACGCAAGCUUCGAUAGUACACACUUUGACCGAGGUUCUGCCACACCUGGCUCCUUGACCCCUGGAAGUAUCAAUGCGGACAUUUUCGGUCCGACACAGUCAUAUCAAAACCCCUAGACAUGGGAGGAGUAUCAGAGCUGUUUAUGUCUGAAAGCAAGUCUGUUGGAAGCCUUAAUGAAAACCAUUCUGGCUAUUGCACCCUAGAUAGCAGUUGUAUGCAGAAUAUGCUCUGGUACAAAUUCUUUACAUUAACUAUCAAAACUACUGAAGUAUGAAGAAAUUACAUUCAAAUUUCAUUUGAAACUGUAUUCUCUAUCAGUUUUAUGUUUAAUUUUGAUUCCAUUAUUUUUUAAAAAGAUAUAUAAAGUUGUGCGAGGGUAUUUUGAUAUUGUAGUAUGGUAGAAACCAUGACCUUCAAAUCCACAGUAUAUGUCUGUGUACCGAGUGACUGACAGCAACUUGUUAUUGUUGAAUAUGCUGUCAUUGAAUGUGAUACAUUGCAAAUCCUUGUAAGUGAUUUUCCUGAUUUAUGAUUGUUAUCAUUGAAAAUGCUUUUAAUAUUUAUGUUUAAUUAGUCUACAAUUUUUCAAUAUACAAUUAUAUUUAACUUUAAAAAUAUGCCGGACUUGCAUGUUUCGGUACAUGUAUAUGACAUAAGACUUGCGUGCUUCUUGUUAAUAAAGUUUUAUAGAGGUGGGUCCAGAGAGUGCCACGCAUUACAACAGUCCCACAUACCUCCAUGUUAUAGGGCUUCUAACUUACAGCUGCACUCUCACAGAUUGAAUGUUUUGAGAACUUUUUUAUUUUAUGUCUUGGAAUGAGCAGUUUUUUCGCAUAAAUAUUUGAAAACCAGUGAUGAAAGACUGAUGACAAAAAAUCAGAUCUCAGAUUUUCAUAUUUCCUCUCCAAAAAUUUAAAUUUGGAAUGUAAAUAUGAAAAUCUGCGAUAUUUACGUAAAAAUUUGCGAAUUCCAAGACAAAAAAUAAAAAGUUGGAAAAACAGUAAAUCUGUGAGAGUGCAGAUUUAAAGACUAAUAAUAUUUUCCGAUAUUGUGCGCCUUUAACCAACAAUCUGUAUCAAAAACAGUUAAACCUUGGUCCCAUUCUCCCAAAACAUACUGUUGCAUAGGUCCUAUUAGGAGUUGGUUCUCAGCGUACAAUAGAAAACAGCUUUAGAAAAUUUCCCCCUAAUUCUGAACUUCGUAUUCAUACUAAUAAUAUAAAAAUUGUGCCAUAGAUUUAUUUAACGUACUAAUAUAAUUUGAACAAAAAAGAAAUAAAAACAAUUGUACUCAUGUACAAUAUGUAAGUAAGGCAAAUCAAUCUCGUCCCCCUAGUGCAAUAACUCAAUAACUUCAUACAGAAAUAGAAUCAGAUAUUGAGUUCUUGCACUAAAGUGAUGCGUUGUUGUAUUUGAAACAGAAACAAAAAAAAACAAAAGUCUUCAAAGAUAUUUGAAUAUUCAUGGACAGUACGGUGUGUUUAUGUUAUCUUGAGUAAAAAGAAAUAGCUGGGUCAUAAUAUUAAAUAAAAUAAUUGUUGUAUAUUGGACAGAUCUGAACAACUUUUCUGAAUUUUCUUCAUUAGUUUUUUGAUAUUGUCUGGAAAAAAAGCAAAAGAUAAUGGUUAUGUGAUAGAAAGAAGUACAUUUAUAAUGUGUGUUUGGUUGUUGUUGUUUUUUUUAACUACCGGGCAAUAUUUUUUCUGUAAAUUGUCCAUUGUUCAAUUUUUCUUUUACUUGGAUAUACUUGAUUAUAUGCUCAGUACAUUUAAAAACCUACUUUUUUCCAAAAACACAUUUGGCCUAAAAAAAAAAUUGAUUUGGUUCGGGUUACCCGACCCUACCUACGGAAAAGGCGCCGACCCUACCGUUUUUAUAGUCAGUUUGAAAAAAAAAUGAAAAACUAAAAAAAAUAUUAUUAUUAUUUUUUUUUUUUUUUAAUUCCUUUUCAAUGUGUAGUUUAAAACCUUAAUUGCUUAUACAGGAGAUAACUUUAACACCAUUCUCCAAUGAUGAAAAUAACAUUCUUACAUAAAGCCUAAUAAAAAAAAUAAAUAAAAAAAAAUAAAAAGCCUACCUACCCUACCUAUUUUUGAAAAGGAUGUAACCCUAACCAAACAAAAAUUUUUUUUAGGCCUUUUGUGAAACUACCAGUUACAAAUACGAAGUAUAAGUUGAUUUCACGAUUAUUAAUUCUGAGUUUAAUUGAUUGAGAUCAAGUUUUGGUCAAUUUUUAUUUUUU
Molecule: messenger RNA, 3456 nt
Organism: Mya arenaria
Lineage: Eukaryota; Metazoa; Mollusca; Bivalvia; Myida; Myidae
Product: transmembrane protein adipocyte-associated 1 homolog
Exons: 11
Coding region: 141-1331 (396 amino acids)
Biological process (GO): G protein-coupled receptor signaling pathway
Cellular component (GO): plasma membrane
Molecular function (GO): G protein-coupled receptor activity
Source: RefSeq, a predicted model, not a curated record